UUUUCUCUUUUUUUCCCCCUUCGUUUCUAUCGUCAUCAUCAUUGUCGACCCUCCGCUUGUUUCGGACGACAUUUGGUACAUAUUUUCUUUUUGACGAGCAUCUAUUCCACUUCUUCACUUCGUGUUCAUUUCUAAAGAGCGUCUAUACUGCCUUGUUUGCAUCCUCGCUCGACCAAAAAAAGAAACUUACCUGGAGGUCUCUUUUUUCUUCUGUUUAACCUGCCUUGUUCUUCUCCUGUACUACCAUUGUUCACCAUUUCACCUAUAUACCUCGUUCUUGGACCGAUUCAAGGGCGUAACUCCUAACCCGACCUGUCUCGUCAACUUCUCCUUUUAUACACAACUCAACACCACUGCAGCAUUCUUCCCAAGACGUCAAAGCGGAACUGUCACAUCACCACCAUGGACUGCAUGCGAGAUCAUUUUAGCGAGGGAGUCGUCCUCGACGGACGAUUUGAAACCGUCUCCCCUCUCAACCAUGGCUCUUUCGGUCUGGUAUUUUUGGCCAAGGACCGUUUGUCCGGGGAUCUUGUUGCCGUCAAGUGCACACCCAAGCCAUCUGCCAUGGGCUAUGCAGAUGCAGAUGUUAAUGUCGAUGAGCGUUCCGAAGAGCUCUCCUGCCACCAAGUGCUGGGCGUGCACCCAAACAUUGUCAACAUGCUUCACACCUUUGAGACGGAUGCGCACCGGUACCUGGUCCUGGAGUAUUGCUCCAUGGGCGACCUCUACGAAGCCAUCCGACUUGAUCGUGGCCCCCUCGAGACCGAGCACGUUCGGAGCUUCAUGCUUGAGCUUGUUGAUGCGGUCGAGUACAUGCACAGCAAAGGAUUCUACCACCGCGAUAUCAAACCGGAAAAUAUUUUCCUGGCCCAGUCUGGCUCCAUGAAGCUGGGUGACUUUGGUCUCGCCACGCGUGACACCUGGUCUACGGAAGCCGCGGUUGGUAGCGAUCGGUACAUGGCCCCUGAGCAGUACGACUCUGCUGGUAAUGGCUACGCUCCAGCCAAGGCCGAUAUCUGGGCUGUUGGUAUCUGCUUGCUCAAUGUUCUCUUUGGCCGCAACCCCUUUGCGACGCCCACCGAGUCUGACAUUCUCUUUUCCGACUAUGUUCGUGACCGGCAAUCGCUUUUCGACAUUUUCCCAAACAUGUCUCUGGAUACGUUUGAGAUUCUCACUCACGCCUUGACCGUCGACCCUGAGAAGCGAUCUUUGCAAGGUGUUCGUGAGGGCUUGCAGCGCGCCAUCAGCUUCACUACCGAUGACGAGAGCCUUGAUGACUUCUGCACCGAGACUCGCGAUGUCGUCCCGGCUAGUGCCAACCGCGAGCCUCUGCGUACGCCGUCGAUCCAGAGCCCACAGCUCGACCAGGGUGGCUCGUUCCCCUGGGCCAAGGCUUUGCAAAUGAGCCCGGCUCAGCCCGUGCGUCGCCUGUCGGCUAUUUUGGACACGGAGGACUCCACCGAGGAAAUGUUCCCUGGCUACGCCAACAACGCAGGCUGGUACUCAGCCGCCCAGGAGAACGCUUCCUUGGCCUCUGCGCUCGACUCUGGCCUUGGAGCUUCGAUCAAGUCAAUGACUCUUCGUGCACCUCCGGUACGUGACCCUCCCAGAGCAGAUCCACCUCAGGUUUCGGGUUCGGUGCCUAUCACCGUCAGCCGUCCCAUUCCUGCCAUGGCCUCUGUGUUUGGUAAGAAGGAUGAAAUGGUGUCAAAGAGUUGGAGCGAUUUGUGGGACGAGGAAAUCGAAGAGCAAGCGGAGUUGGAGCACCAGAACUUUGACGACGAGCGAACUAUCCGAUCGGGUGGCUUGCGUGAAAUUAAGGAUGCGUCACAGCUCAACUCGCGCACCUCGAGCCCCAAGGCUCUACGCACCAGCGGCCUGUCGAAUAUUGGCUACGAUGGCAUCAGCGAGAAUGAUGGUUUCUUCUUUGAAGACCAUCCCUCGCCCAAGGCGCCGCGUAACUCUCCACCUCGUUCGAAACGUGAAAUUAUGGACAAGUGGACGGCCCUCGGUGCCCGUCGUCGGGCUCACACCAAUGGCAAAACUGGCUCGCCUGACUCAUCGCUGAAGCGGCCACUGCAGCAGCACAACCACAACACUGGCAGUUUCAAUCACAGCUUCAACAAUGAGAAUUGGCGUCGUGGAAUUGGUUUUGGCGCGACUGGGUUUCAGGGUGAAAGUCUGGAUCGGAAGAAUUGGAGUUUGACAAAGGAUUGGCGUCGUGAGCAGCCGCAGCAGGCUCACCACCACAACAACAACAAUCACAAUCAUCACUACGCUCAUUUCCAUAAUCCUCAUUCUUAUCAGCACCAUUAUCCGAACUCUUCUUUGGCGGCGCAUCGUGCGGGACGCCAAGCACCUCUCAACACUGAAAAAGCGAAAUCCCUCUUUUAAAUUCAUAUGGAUGUGAGUAGAAGAGUUUUAAUUUUUCUUUGGAUUAAUGUCGUGGGGCAUAUUCCAUAUCCAUGUCUUAGUAUUUAUUUUCAAAACCCUAUAUAGUUCUUUCCCGAUAAUCUCACUAUCUAUCGCAACCAGCUAGCUAGCGAUGAAAGAUAGAAUGGGUAUAUGUAUGUAGGUAGCGAAAUCUCCAAUAUUUAAAGAAGUAAAAUCACACGA
Xylona heveae TC161 is the source of this 2616-nucleotide messenger RNA. RefSeq names its product serine/threonine protein kinase. Gene Ontology annotation, cellular component: cytoplasm. NCBI's taxonomy places the organism in Eukaryota, Fungi, Ascomycota, Xylonomycetes, Xylonales, Xylonaceae. Gene Ontology annotation, biological process: peptidyl-serine phosphorylation; autophagy. The coding region runs from base 403 to 2394 and encodes 663 amino acids. The transcript has 3 exons. Gene Ontology annotation, molecular function: protein serine/threonine kinase activity; ATP binding. The record is from RefSeq and is a predicted model, not a curated record.